Ostrea edulis (European flat oyster) is the source of this 3881-nucleotide messenger RNA. RefSeq lists its product as uncharacterized. The coding region runs from base 1 to 1725 and encodes 574 amino acids. NCBI's taxonomy places the organism in Eukaryota, Metazoa, Mollusca, Bivalvia, Ostreida, Ostreidae. The record is from RefSeq and is a predicted model, not a curated record. The transcript is spliced from 7 exons.
AUGCCAUUUGGGUUUUCCUGUCAUAAUCAAUGCAGUCUUGAAUUCAUAAAAUCUACAGGAGAAGAUUUAAUUAAAAUGGACUUGGUAGGAAAUGUAGACUCCUGCCCUGUAACCACGGAUACCUGGGAGGCACGUGCAAUGAUAAAGCAAUCAGACUGUGGGGGACAGAGCGUGUACCAUUGCCUGUCCGACAACAAGGGACGGAAGUGGGAGAAGUGUGUAGAAAAGACACAGCUGAUUGGAGGGCAGUGUCCGAUAUUCACUGAUGACGGUUACAUUGACUGGAAGCAGUGCAAUACCUCUAUGCCCACCUGUCCAAACAGCACCUAUAUCUCGGAUGAAGUUUACAAAUAUCCGGCAUGCUUUGGUAACAACACUGCAAGUAAACACGUAGCUCCAUCAGUCGCUUUGAUCAUUGGCAUAGUCAGUCCAGUUUUGAUCAUAGUUUCCUUGGCUCUUGUAGCAAUGGUUAUCGUUUAUCGCCGAAGGAAAAGUAAAUUAGUAGUAAAAUGUCCAGAGAACGCCGACGAAUUACAGACACUGAUACCAGAAGGACUACAGGAAGAAGUCAAAAAGCAUUAUGUCUUAAAUGGAAUGACUGCUCUUUCGAGAGAAGAUGGGAAAUCCAUUGUUGUACUUGGUAAAUUCGGAAAUUCUGUUUCUAGUACAUCUCGUUGUAUAUUGGAGGGAUUUGCAAAGCAAAAGCAGUGGACCACCAUGGAAUUCCGAUAUACAGACAUACCAUGCACUGUGGAGGAAAACACUAUCAUGUUUGUGUAUGGUUGGUUUGGGCUUUGGAAUGAUGACCCAUGCUCCAUCGAGAAAGUGAGAAAUGCGUGUCAAGAAUUAACGCAUCUUUUAGGCAGAAUCCCCAAUGUUAAAAUAAUAAUUGGAAUGAGAUCGGAUCACCUUAAGAAAUAUCAUUUAGAGAUAGAUGAGGCAACCAAAGACUUGUUUCAUAUCGAAAUAAAUCUUGAUUCUGAGGAUGUGCAUAAAGAUGCCGAGCAUUUGAAAUAUUUUAAUGAAAAAAUUAAAAAGACAUGUGUGAAAAGUGAAUGCGCGUGCAAUGAUUUGAAAUUCGAUAUGUUCAGAAAUGGUUGUGAUAAAGCAAUUAUAGGUAUUCCUCUAAAAGUGAAUGUCCUUGCAAAGUAUCAUGACCUGAUCCACGGUUAUGUUGACAAUCGCGAUCUUUUGAAAACGAUGACAGAUCACUUCACGGCCCUCGAGAAUGAAACAGAAAAGAAGCAUGUUUACGGAUGGAUUAUGUACAUUUGUUUGAAAGGAAAGUAUGCAAGGUCUGAGAAUGUCGAUGAGGCACUGAUUCAAAAUAUGAAGUUCGGCAUAACAGCGAGAUCUUUUGACGAAAACUCUGACGAACUGAAUAGAUACGUUAGGAUGAGGAAUUCUGAUAAGCGAAACAACAUAUCACCCCAGGAUGCACAGUAUGUCUUUUGGCACCCAUUCAUAUACAUAUGCGCUUUCCAUUAUCUGUACAAGAAAGAUCCUGAUGCCGUCAUAUCCUACUGCAAUAUUGACGCAAUUGUUCAACUCGUCCGGCCAGAAGGGGUAUCGAAGACGUAUCUGGAGGUCAGCGCCGACAGUCCUAGAGUUGCCAGGUUCAAUGAAAGAAUGCAACAAAAAGGCCUGGUAGAUGAGUACAAAAAUCAUCCAUUGAUUAAAACAACAGCAAAAGAUUCUCAUAUGGGCUCUUGUAUACUUGUAUAGUAUUUUAUUUCUUCCUCGUAGUUUUAUGCUUUCGUAUCUGUAUAUUCUUGUGUAUUCUUGCAUGAAAGUUUUCUUUUAUUUUGUAUUCUUUUGUUAAUCUGUGAUAUGUCUGUGUAUAUGUGUACAUGCAUGCUAUGUGUCUUUGUCCUUCAUAUACUUGAAUGUGAUAGUCGGUUAAAAAGCUCUACAGAGCUUGUGUUUGACAUGUUGAAUGUAUAUAGUGCCGACUUUAAAUAAAAUUUACUUUACUUUUACUUUAUAUGGGCUUCAAACAGAAAGAUGAAACAAACAUACCAAUGGAGGAUUUCAAUAUGACAGCUAAUUUUCAUAUAGUAACCCAUGUCAUUUGCGAAUGAUAAGUAACUGUGUAUUGUAUGGAAUGACCUAUGUAUAAGCUCUGCUGCAAUCUGAUUUUGACUUGCGUAUAUACUAUAAUGCAUGUUAUGUAUAAUGAAUUUCUAAAUCGAAGCAGGCUACUGACAAAUAAGUUGAUGUCACCGGAGUUUCAACAGUCACAUUCAAUGUUAGCAUUUCGCUAAGUCUAUGGUCGUUAUAAUUAUCUUAUUUGCAAAUACAACCUGUCGUUAGAUUGAAUGUUGUCCGAUAUUUUAUACCGUCCUUUGCAUAUUGAUUUCGACUACGAAUUACUCCGUUUAUGUGAAGAAGAUUGAGGGUUCACGGCGAGUGUGACUGGUCAACAAGAGAUGAUUAUUUUUCCUUGUCACCUGAUCCCACCUUUGGUGUGUCCAGGGGUCCGUGUUUGUCCUACGCUUCAUUUUGUAUUCUUUGUGGAAUAUAUUAGAUUGGUCAUUGUUCGUCAUCUUCACUUAUCAUUAUGCUGUAGUAUUUAGAUACAUGAAUAUGUGGCACUUGAACUUUAUCCACGUGACGAUAACUUGAAUGUAAAUGUACGGUAUCAGGACAACUCGCCCCCAAGACAACUUGCCCCCUCAUUCGGACAACUCGCCCCCUCUUCGGGACAACUCGCCCCCUCUCUUGAGAUAUCUUGCUCCUUCAUAUCAUACAUGUUUACAAUCAUUAUUUUUGGUCUAAAUCCAAGAGAAAAAUUAAUGAAUUUCUUAUAGAUAGUAUAUACAUCACAGACAAUAAGACGUGUUCACAUAAACACCGAACUUCGUGUCUUUUUAUGCAAGACGAAAGAUUUUAGUGGAAAUCCAGUGUUUGGGUUCAGUAAAUUCAUCAUCACUUUUAUGUACAUGUAAAAUAUAUAAUUUCAGCGGAAACAAGUUAGCGUUUGGUAUAGGGAGAGUACUAGCUUGGUCUACAGCUGACGUAGUAUACUUAUCAAUAAUCUGCAUCAUGUUGUUAAAUCUAAUUGUUUAAUUUCCCCCAAGUUGUUAUAAAUUUACUUCAAACGUUAUGAGGUACUCAUCAUCAGAGUUCUUUACACUUUGAAAUCGCCGCGUAAAAAGCAUCAUCCCGCGUAAAAAGAAUCAGUAAAGCAAAGCCGUUAUAAAAUUUCUAAAAUGAGAAUUUUAUUAUUUUUCAACGGGAAUUAGUUGAGAAACGCAUUAAAAGAUAAUUACAUGUAUCAGAAUAUCCAAGCUUCACCUUUACACUUAUGUAUACUAUAUCGAUUAAAAAAACCCACCACCACCCCACCCCCCCCACCCCCCCCAAAAAAACCAAAAUUUUUCUCAGUAUUGGAGACAUUUAAUCAAUUACCUGAAGAUCAGUAAUAUAAUUUUCCUUGCCAAUUGAUUUAUGAAAAAUAUCACUUUUUCUGAAAUGCAAUAAUUAAAUCUGUGUAUAAUUCUAUUAGAAUUUACCAUUCGUGCUAAAGUGUGAAAUAAAUCUUUAUAGGGUUAAAAGUGUAAAUAACACACACAAAAUAAAAAGUGAUAAUAUUUUUAUCUAUAAUAUUGGGGGCCAGUUGUCUCAAGAGAUGGGGGCGACUUGUCCUGACAGAGGGCAAGUUGUCCUAAGAGGGGGCGAGUUGUCUUGGGGGCGAGUUGUCCAGCAUUCAAAUGUACAUAGUGCUAUUCUUAUGUGGAUCUUGUACAUUGUAUAAGUUUCUUACUUAAUUAUGUCAAGUAAUGAUUAAGAUGCUGUACAACAAUCGUAUGAUAUACAUUGUACAUAUAAUGUACAUGUUAAGCUUAAUUUUCCUUUUUAAAAUACACUUUGUAUUUAGA